CACUGGCCGAGAUAGUAAUCCUCUCAGGAGAAUAAACACGGCACAACAACACAAGGACCUGCGUAGGAUGUAUAAUCGUCGACUGUCUCUCAUCCUCUAUAUUCGUACAGUUUGAAAAGUCUUAUUAGUAUUGUGUACGCUUGGGAAGAAAUGGUUACGAUGAGCGGACUGUGUGAGAUGGACUGCAAUGUGCUGAAAAGGCUGCUGAAAGAGGACAGUGGGAAAUGCCUGCUGUUGGACUGUAGGUCCUUCUUGGCUUUCAGCGCCGGACACAUCCGAGGCGCUGUGAACAUCCGCUGUAACACUAUCGUGCGGAGACGGGCGAAGGGCUCCGUAUCCCUGGACCAGAUCCUGUCGGGUGACGAGGAGGUCAAAAUGCGGCUUCAGUCCGGACUCUACUCCGCUGUUAUUCUGUACGACGAGAGGACGCCUGAUGCGGACAACGUGAAGGACGGCAGCACGGUUACUUUGGUUCUUAACGCCUUGUACAGGGAUACAUUUGGGACUGAAAUAUAUCUACUGAAAGGGGGCUACGACAGAUUUUUCUCGGAGUAUCCCGAAUUUUGCCUGAAAACCAAAAUUUUGUCCAGCUCCUCAUUCCAGUCCGACGGAGAGCCCAGCUGCAGCUCCUGUGGGACCCCCCACCACGACCAGGGAGGGCCAGUGGAGAUUCUUCCCUUCUUGUUCCUGGGCAGCGCGUAUCAUGCCUCCAAGAAGGACAUGCUGGAUGGCAUGGGCAUUUCUGCGCUACUCAAUGUGUCCUCCAGCUGCCCCAACCACUUCGAGGGCGUCUACACGUACAAGUGCAUUCCGGUGGAAGACAACCACAAGGCAGACAUCAGCUCCUGGUUUAUCGAGGCCAUCGACUACAUCGAUUCGGUGAAGGCCUCCAAUGGCCGUGUGCUGGUACACUGCCAGGCGGGGAUCUCGCGCUCGGCCACCAUCUGCCUGGCCUACCUGAUGAAGAGGAAGCAGGUGCGCCUGGAGGAGGCCUUUGAGUUCGUGCGACAGCGGCGCAGCGUCAUCUCGCCUAAUUUCAGCUUCAUGGGCCAGCUGCUGCAGUUCGAAUCCCAGGUCCUGGCUACGUCCUGCUCUGUGGAGGCUGCUACCCCCCCCCCCUUCACACGGACCCAAGGUGGUGGCCCCCACCACCUCUGUCACUUCCUCCUCCUCCUCCACCACACCCACCUCCCCCUUCGUCUUCAGCUUCCCCGUCUCUGUGGUGACGCAUGGGCAGCCCAACGGCCUGUCCUAUCUGCAGAGCCCCAUCACCACCUCACCCAGCUGCUGAGGCCCCCCCCCUCCCCGCCCCCCCCACUCAGGGACUGAGAGACAUGUGCCAACGUCCUCCACGCAGCUGAAGCUUCUAUAGUACUCCACACCGAAAGCUGAAAAUUCUAGAACACCCCAGACUGUUGGUGUAAGUGUCUAGAAUACUCUGGAAGUUUGUUUGGAGUGGCUGUGAUUCCUCGGAUAGAGGCCAAAGCUCCUAGGAUGAACUGGAUAGUGGAUAGGUGGCAGAAGCUUCUAGAAUGCUGAAUAGUUUAAAAAAAAAUCAACAGGGUGUCGAUCUUGUCUUACUGACACAAAUGGGGACAUGGCUUAAAAAGCAGACUACAGUGCUUUCGUAGCCUCUACUGUAAAACAAUAAUUUUGUGUUUGAAAAAUUGUCCUCGGUUUCGUUUGGAAAUUCACAGAGCACUAUAUACGUGUGUGAGGUUUCAGUAGGAGAAUCGCUUACGGGAAAACCCUCACCGUUAGCUCAGAGCUGCUUUCAUCUUCUGUCAGCAGCCUACGUCUGCCACUGCUGUGACGUUCUACGGUAUCCAUCAGAGUUCCAUUCAUAUCGUGUGUUUUUCAUCGUGUCUUCCAAAGGCUCUCCUCCAGUGGUGGCUUUGGGUGGCCUGUUCCCAGCCCCCCCCCCCCCCCCCAUUCGAAGACUCUAGCCAAUUGCCUGGCUGCCUUUACCUCCUUUGCUGACCCUAUCGCAGUCAGGCAGAUGAAGGUGGGAACUGAGAUAGUGUGGUUUUGGUGUGAAGGUAUAAAGAAUGAUUGCGGUUGUUGCUUUGGAGCCAGUAGGCAGAGAAUAAUAACACGCAGUACAAUGACAUCAAUAAGUAGCAUGUUUGCCAGGCAGAAGGGGAGUCUCUCAUAAAACAGGAGUCCAGAUGAUUUCCCCUCUUUUUGUCAGUGCCUUCGUCUCAGACAAGGUACACAAUACUCCAGAUGUUUUGGGGAAUCCCACGUCCGCAUCCAAUGUAAUUUUACAUCGGUCUGACGAUGGAAAAUACUGAUCUCCUGCAGUGACAGCCAGCCAUUUUCAACCUUCUAGACUGCAAUAUUUCUCCAUCAAGUCUCAACAUUUCCUCAGUUUUUAUACGUUUGCGAAUCAGAGCAAUAAUUUUCUUUCCUCUCUUCGGUGGCCACCAAAGCCCAGGCGGACUGGGAAUAUUUAUUUCACGACCCGCUCACUUUUUAGAGACUUAAAAGCUCAGUGUGAGUCACGCUUCAUCAGUGACUGUAUGAUGACUGAAGAAUGUUGUCUUUGUUUUUCGAUCCCUAUCAGGCACUGAGACCUGGCCAGCGUCCUGUGAUUUGUGUUUGUUUAUGAUGCGUGUUUUGUUUGAGCCCCACCCCUUAUCUCUCAGUGAUGAAGUGGGAGGGUCCAAAAAAGCCCCCCCCCCCUGCUUGAAGUAUGUCCUGGAGCCCCUCCCACAUGACCUUGUAAUGGAACCAUAGGUAGUCUGAAAUCACUGGAAAUGUAGGAUAAACCAGCGGAGAAGGUGUUCCGUGCCACAGAACCUUCACCCACUGGAGUGUCCAGGUAGACUUCUCUGGAAUGAGGGAUCCACUCGGCCUUGGGCACCCCCCCCAUGUUCUUCUGCUUGAGUUCUUGAGACACAACUCUGUAAAGAAACCACUCAUGAAUCCAGACAAGAUGCCUUUAGGAUUUGGGCUUUUUUAAAGAAACAUAGGAUUUUCUUUUUCCUUUUGAAGAAUGUUGGCACCUUGUUAUAGAGCACUUUUAAAGUGAUGCAAUACCCUAGUCAACUUUUAAAUUAAUUUGCACAUUACUAUAAGAGAAGGUGGUAGCUACCAUUUUUAAAACUCUUUUUGUUGAAGUAUUUUAGUCCAGUGAGAAAUUAAUAUAUUACAGGUGUAUAACUGUCAAUCAUUGAGCAAUGCAAUACUUUAUAUCUGUGUGGAGUGAAAUGUUAUUGUCGGAGUUCCCAUGGCAAUAUCAUUCAUAAAGAUACAAUUUCUAGACUUUUUCCCUCUUUUGUUAUAUGGUAUGUUCCUUUUAUUUAUUUCUUGAACUCCAUUUAAAUAUAACAGUUUUCAUAAUCAAA
Messenger RNA from Brienomyrus brachyistius, 3350 nucleotides. It is a transcript of the gene dusp4, whose product is annotated as dual specificity phosphatase 4. Lineage: Eukaryota; Metazoa; Chordata; Actinopteri; Osteoglossiformes; Mormyridae. The transcript has 4 exons. Gene Ontology annotation, molecular function: protein tyrosine/threonine phosphatase activity; MAP kinase tyrosine/serine/threonine phosphatase activity. Bases 151 to 1329 code for a protein of 392 amino acids. Gene Ontology annotation, cellular component: nucleus; cytoplasm. Gene Ontology annotation, biological process: negative regulation of MAPK cascade; endoderm formation; protein dephosphorylation. The record is from RefSeq and is a predicted model, not a curated record.